Molecule: messenger RNA, 1674 nt
Organism: Kwoniella shivajii
Lineage: Eukaryota; Fungi; Basidiomycota; Tremellomycetes; Tremellales; Cryptococcaceae
Exons: 8
Coding region: 1-1674 (557 amino acids)
Biological process (GO): protein N-linked glycosylation
Cellular component (GO): mannan polymerase complex
Molecular function (GO): alpha-1,6-mannosyltransferase activity
Source: RefSeq, a predicted model, not a curated record
AUGAUCAAUCUUAUAUCGCGCAACGUUGUGUUCCGCAAUAUUCGAAUAACAUCGCCUGCUAAAAUCCUCUUAAUAUUCUUCAUCCUCGUUGUCUAUUUCUCCUUCUCUUUCGGCACAUCUCAUCCACCUUCUUUCCUCAGCGAUCCGGAAGCACACGCUCACCUGACGGAUGCUUCCCUACCAGAAUUAGUCGAACUACAUGAUCAGGUGAAAUCGGACAUACUACAAUACAAAAAGUUUAGUCCGAGCGCAACUGCUGAAAAGUUGAGAUCUCCCAUAUACCUUCCGGACGGUUCAGUAAAUUUCGAUCCUGAUCUCAAAGCCUAUGUUGACAGAUUAAGGAAAUUCGUGGAUGAAUAUCUUCGCAAUACACCGGAAAAGAUACGUAGAGGUGCACAAAACACUCUGAAUGAUAUCAAUAAACGAACACCACCUACUAGUCGACCUGAUACUUUCCCUUCCAAAGUAUGGUCUACUCAUCCGUUCGGAUUUGAUGGAGUAGAAGAAGGGUUUGGUUUAUGGAGGAAACUUUUACCUUUGCCAUUAUCACCAAGACUCGUCAAUGAGAUAUCGACAAGAAAGGAUAUAGGUUGGCUGAAACCGGUUCGUGAAGGUCAGGAAUGGGAAGUGAUAGUAACAGAUGAUGAUGGAUUAGAUAAGUGGAUGUCAGAAUGGACUGCCGAGAGAAUCACCAGAGGAGAAAUGGGACCAGGAAAAUGGUCUCGAUUAUGGGGUAGACUAGAGAAAGGUGUUUUGAGAGCGGAUUUGUUUAGAUAUGUAUCUAUGUUUGCUGCAGGAGGGAUAUACUCUGAUUCUGAUACCAUGCCUAUUUCACAUCCCUAUGUAUGGGGUUUACAUGCCCCAUCCAUCCUACAUCCCGAUAUAGAAACUCUGACAAAACUCAUACAACAAACCUCUUCGACUACUCCUUCUCUACCGAUAAAAGAUAGGCUGAACCCUCGUCAUUCAAGUGAUACCAAUAUAUAUACCCAGCACAAUGAUACCAAUGAAACUAUAAUCAACUUGCAAUCUUAUAAUCCACCUUAUUCAUCACUCUCGCGACGAGCACCUGUAUCCAUCACCGAAUUGCCAACAACUAUUCUGAAUCCCGAAAUAUCAAUGAUAGUAGCCAUAGAAUGGGACAGUAUGAUAGGAAGAACAUUGAGCAUGUGGAAACAGUGGACUUGGUUUAGAUAUAAGAGAAGUUGGCCAGACUGCUGUUAUCCUCGGGGAUUGGAGAUGGUCCAGAAUUUAUUAGUAUCAAAACCUUUCCACCCUAUCAUGCUCGAUACUCUAGCGACCGUUGCUGAGCUCGUGGAUACCGGAGUGGCCAAUCGGCUUAGUCCACUCGAUCUUACAGGCCCCGGUCCUUUUACGGAUGCUGUCCUCCGCUAUCUCCUCGUCCAAUAUGGGGUCACAGCGGCUGAUCUAAGAUCCCUUCGAGGCCCCGUCAGAGUAGGCGACGUAUUGAUAUUACAAGAAGAAGCCUGGCAUGCUCCAAAUAAAGCUAUUCGUCGACUCUUGUCUCAUGUACAAUCGUUUGGAGGCAAAGUCACGGAUAACACGAAUGGGAAGGAUCCUUGGUUAUUCGGGCUGGGGUGGCAAAACUGGCAAAGUGGGGGCAAGAAGGUAUCAUAUCAUGGGCUGACAGGUAUUUGGAAAGGUAAUCAAUGA